Messenger RNA from Oreochromis aureus, 2326 nucleotides. RefSeq names its product rhomboid domain containing 3 (gene rhbdd3). The transcript is spliced from 5 exons. Gene Ontology annotation, molecular function: serine-type endopeptidase activity; protein binding. The coding region runs from base 979 to 2076 and encodes 365 amino acids. Gene Ontology annotation, cellular component: membrane. NCBI's taxonomy places the organism in Eukaryota, Metazoa, Chordata, Actinopteri, Cichliformes, Cichlidae. The record is from RefSeq and is a predicted model, not a curated record.
UUGACUUAAUAAUUUAAACUUCAGAGUAAAUAGGGUAAAAAUUCAAGCUAUUAAGAGUCAGAUAAUAAGAUAAUAACCCCAUAUUUUGACUUAUGGAGGGCAUUUUUCCCACCAUUGGCAGCAAAAGGGAAAAACAAUCCCACUGAUUGUGUAAUAUCAUCUUUUCCCUCAUUCUUCCUUCUUCAUUCUCUCACACUAGCCAAACAAAACACCAAAUACAGUUUUCAUGUGUGAUUUCAACCAAGAUCAAAUCUAAGAUGUUAACAAUGAGACACACCAGUGAACCACGGUGAAUCCUGGUCUGACAAAACGUAAACAUUAGUAGAAGUUGUGUUUCCAUCCAGCUGUUUGAGUUUAUUCAGCAUCGAAAUAUCAUUAUAUUAUAUUAUAUUAACUCGAUUUUUUGUUAUGGCUGACUUUCGUCUUGCAUGUGAGGUGAAACUUCUUUGAAAACAGUUCAUUCAAAUAAUCUAAAACCUGCUGGUGGUUGACGUGUUGCUAGCAGUAUGUCCAGCAGGUGGGGGUAGUGCAUCUUUAUGCUAUUGUUUUACUGCGAAGAAAAAGACGUAACGCGGAAGUUUGCUUUCAUUUUCUGAAUAUUUUCACACUAGAGAUUUGUUUAUAAUUGUAGGACUUUAGUAGUUAUGCUUUGAUGAUUCUUUUUUUUCCUUAAAAGUUUUCAUCACAUACGCUUUGAGGACAUGGCUAUUUUAUAUAGGACCAGAAGAACUUAGAGGUUGUCGUACUAGUUAGAUAUUUCAUGUGUUUUGGUGGUAUUUCUGCAGGCACUAACCUCAGUUUGAAGGAUCUUUGACGGGUUGUCUUAAUGCUGUGAGGACUAUAAUGGGUUCAGUUUAACGCCACAAACUAUUUUUCGUGUUAUGCAAACCAGCAUAUGUUUGUUUACCAAGAUUAUGCCACUAUAGCAAAAAACAAAACAAAAAAAGUGAGUAGAGAAACUACAGCUGAUCGUGAAUAAUGCUGGACUGUAUGUCGUCAGUGUGGUUCUGGUUUGGAUCAGGUCGUCCUGGCUUCUGCCUGGGGACCUCUUUAUUGGUAACACUCAUGCUACUGAUGUAUGCUGGGGGCAUCCAGGCAAGUCUCAGUGUUGGUCCAGGAGGAGACUUCCCGAGGUUCACAGAUGUGUUCCUGUACGCUCUCAGCCAUGAUGAGCUGCCCUCUCUGCUGGUCAGUGUAGCUCUGGUGCUGCUGCUUGGAUCUUGUCAGGAGCGCCGCUGGGGGACAGUCGCCUUACUUGUCCUCUCCACCCUGACAAUCAUCGCACUACCUUUUCUUUACACCCUGCUCCUCUUUAUUGGUGGGGGUGAGGCGAGCCGGAUCUUUGGCUUCUCUGGCGUCCAGCUUGCUUUAUUUACAGCACAGUGUCGACAGGUGACACAGAGGAGGGUGCUGAGAUGUCUGCCUGUCUGGUUUCUCCCAUGGCUUUUUCUGCUGAUUGGUCUGCUGCUGCUGCCCGGGACACCAGCUCUGCUUCACUUCUGUGCAAUAUGCAUAGGGCACAACUAUCGUCAGUCCUUUAUUGGGAUGUUACAGGAGCUGGAGGAGUCCAGAGUCUUGGAUUUCGUCCCUGACUGGAUGUAUGUUUCCACCACAGCCAGGUUAAGGUUGCCUAGCUACGCUACUUCACACAGAUCUAGACCAGUUUCUCAGACGAUGCCUGUAGAUCAGUCAGCUGCUGUCCCAAUGAACCAACCUUCUGCUUCAAACCACCGCUCAUGGAUUGAACCUUUGCCUGCCUGGAUAAUAGAGGAGUCUACUGUGACUGCUGAGGCAGAGGUGCUGGAGGAGCAGAUGCUUAGGGCAGGGAUACUGGCCUCAUUACAGGAUGCUCCUGAUGAUCCUGGUGCAAAAGUGGAGGUUCCUAAAUCAUCGGUUUCCUCUUUGCGUCUCCAGCAGUUGGAGAAGAUGGGCUUCCCCACAGAAAAAGCUGUUGUGGCUCUAGCAGCAUCAAAACAGCUAGAUGGCGCCAUCUCCCUGCUUAUAGAAGACAGCAUCGGAGAACAAGCUGUGGUGGUAUCUAAGGGGAAGAGCCCGCUGCCACCACAAAACACCUAACCCGCCUCACAAGUCUGGACCGAAGUUAUGCUUGGGUUUUGCUGAGCUUCAGUAUGUUCCCCGUGGGUUAAUUGUAAAACUAUUUUAAUGAUAACAACUACAGCCGUGAGUGUAGAUGCAGACUUUAGAUUUUCUGUAUAUGCAAAGAUAAAUGUAUGGUGGAAAGAGUGGAUGUCAUUUUAUUUAUAAAAGUGUUUAAUGAAUACUGGUGUCAUGUAAAAAAGAGAAAAAACAAAAAAAAACAAAAAAA